CGUCUGUUGUACUUCGGAAGAACAAUAGAAGUCGUCGUAGCGCCAGCAGCUGCUUCAGCGGUGCAGUUGCGGACAGGUUCUUGCAUUCUCUGCCGGCAGACACCUUUACGAAGAAUCGGUUCCUGCCCUUUUCCAACUGCUGUGCCGAUUUGGUUCCGGGCUCAGAGGCAAACCGUGGUCUGCUGCUGCUGUCAGAAAAUGAGAGGGAAUUACGGAAGGGGCAGAAGAAAAGUUACGGUAGCAACAAGCAGAUGACCGGAUGCUCUAGAAGUUAUCCGAGCCAACAAAGCACGAGCAGGAAAGAUGCCCAAAAAUAUGCGGAAGAAUCCUUUUCAUCUCCAGUGCCUGUCCGGGAAUACAAGCACCUCCUGCACCCGGACCUGCCGGAGAAAUCCUUGCUCCUUUUCGCCUGCGGACUGCGACACCAUUUGUCCUGCGCGGACUUGUGCGGCUACUUGGUGCGGUGGUGUAUGACGACCAGCAUUAAUGGUAGAGGUUGUGCGCCGCCGUCUUCUUCAAGUAGGUCAGCAGCUGCAACUUCUACGUCUGGCAUCAAAGGUGCAGCUUCUAAGAUUGCAGGACCAUGUUCAAAGCCCUGUGCGAGUAACACGAACGAAAACCACGAGGAGUUCACGACAACCGCAUCAAACGAUGCAACUGACGGGUCGUGUGCAGCAACCUCAUUUGGUCGUGGACGAGGAGAAGUGCCGAAGAUUGAUUUGACGAGCACGGAACUACUAUCUUUCUUCAAAAGUAGCGACAACGAGUACUACUACGAAACCACCCCGGGCUGUCGCCCACAGACAUUCCGCAACGCGGAGGAAACAACGCCGGGAGGAGUGUAUGGUAUAACAUGUGACCUGCUUGCUGCAGUGGAAAGGCAAUGUCAAGGCGAGGAAAGCGGAUUAGUUCGCAGCAAUAGUAAAGCGGGAGGAGCGCCGGCUCUAUCCUCCUCGACUGAUUCUGCUUCCUCUGGUGCAGCGACAUCCUCGUCGGCCGCGAUUUCCUCGGGUCGCGACAGCAGCGAUCAAGCUGUUCAAACCAGGACGAGCAGUUCCGCGUGCUGUCUAUCAUUUUCCUUCCGGCGCAUGGUGCCGCAGAGGAUGCAGGCCUUUUACCUGCGCUUGCACCAACUCGCGGCGAAAAACAGCGAAAACGCCAAGCUGGUCCACCGCCUUUUCGAACUUUUUCCCGCCAUCUGGGUGCCGCUCGAGCGCAACUGGGGCACCAAGGAAAACAAACGGGUGACGGAGACCGUUUUGCUGGGCUCGUGGCACUACGCGCACGAAACCUUUCUCCACCCACCAUCGCUUCCAGAAGUUCCUCCGGUUAGGCGGAACAGCCAGGAGGCGGUGGGCAGCAGGGCACCGGCUGGCCAGGACCGACGCCGGAACAACGGGAUGAAAGAGUUUUCGAUGAACGUCUUCGAACUGUCGAUGAGCGGCUACCGUGUCCUUGAGCGCCACUACGACCUGGAGUUGGCGCCCUUUCUGUGCGAGAUUGGUGCCAGGAAGGAGCCGGGGUUCCGGGAGAUCUUGGAAACCUUCACGCUUUUUCGGCUGCAGAAAAGAAAAGCGCAGCGCGAGCUGCUGUUGGCUGAAAACAGUGGUGCGGGUUUGGGAAGCCUAUCAAGCAGUUGUGCAAGUAAGUCUCCGGCGGACCAGCACGUAAUAUCAAAUCCACCAGAGCAGGAAGAGCAGAGUAACCUCAAGCUCACUAGCGUCGAUCUAUGCGAUGGGCACGAUGUCAGGAGCCUCACUCAGCUCCCGGGUCGGUCUCGCGACAUGUACCUGGACGACCACGGGCCCUACGGAACCCACAGCGUGUACGAAAACUACGCACUGCCGGCUUUUCGCGCCUUCGCACAGCAACACGGGGGUGCCCGGGCUCGGGAACACACUUUGUCAAGUGCUUUGCCCGUGGUCCGGGUGCGGAGCGGGGGGUUUAAGCCGCUACAGAGGGAAAAUGAAAAGAAAAGUACGCCUUUUUCGUUGCCCUCGCGCUCUACUUCGUCCACGGGCCGCGUGAAGAGGUUGAUAUCCAGUGGCGCUGCUAGCGUUUGUGCAUCUGCCGAGGAGGUGAACAAGCAACGACCUCCAGCAGCAGGAGAGAACAGCUACUUGCUUGUAGUGAACGACCUCGCCUCCGAGCCGUUCAGUGACAGCAGGAACGAUCGUGGCCGCACCUUGUCGACGUCCUGCAAUAGUUCUUUGUCUCGAUGUAGUUCCUUCUCCUCCUCCGCGACAAGUACGCAGGAACGACGACAGCAUGCAGCGUACGGAACUUUAACUUCCCCGUCAUUAACUUCAACGUCCGACUUUUCCUCCUCCGAGGAACUCGCCCCGGAUCGGAUUGUCUUUGUGCCGCACGAUAUUGCGCAAAUGCUGCGCAUCCCCCGGCUCACCGAGGUCGCGCGCCCGGUGCUCCGAGUGCCGCCAAGACCGAAGCUUUUGUCCGUCUUCCUGCAGGCGAGCUUCAAUCUGAUCCUGCUCUGUCUCGAGAUGAAGUACGGAAACGAGGUAGAGGACCAACUACAACAUCGGAGAAGCCUAGUUGGCGAAAAGCAGGUCCACGGAGAAGGAGAACGAGAAAAGAGCGAACAACAUGGUCCACCAAAUCCUGCUUGCGAAAAUACCGACGAGGAUGUUUUUGAUGAUCCUGCUCAUAAAUCGCACGGCGCGACGAGCGUCCCCUUGAAGACAACUCGUGCCUCGGGUUCUACUUCUUCUUUCAGAAUAAAUUUCACGCGUCCCUGUUACGGCGUGGCGCGCUACAGCUACGACUGGCAAGCGAGUUGUACGGGUGUGCAAGGAUUAGAAGCAGCAGCUGCAGUUCCUGGUGAACGUAAAAGACCGGGCCUCUUCAAGGAGAAAGAACGUAGACUUGUCCGGAUCAAUAUCGGAGGGAACAAGAAUGACCCCUACUUCACCGAGAAUGAUAGUAGUGCGGCGAGCCGAGACGAUUUUCUAUCUGUCAGGAGCAUUGAUGUCUCCUCGCAGAGGCGCAAGCAGCACGCGGCGCAAAAUCUAUCGUGUGAAAAUAAAACUCCGUCACGACAAGACCAGGAACGAAGUUGUGGUCUUCAAAAUGUUCCGUUCUUAUUUCGGGACGAGGCUCGACGCUCGACCUCCACCCCGCACAGUGUGCGUUUGUUGGAAUUUUCGCCGGACUGCGAUGAAGAUCUUGGUUCAACAUCUGAACCAGGUGACCACGAGGAUCCUCGUGGCGGCGGCGAAAGGCUUGCUGGGACGAGCAGCCGGUCCGGACGCGGUGAUGAAGUUUUGGUCUUUGUGGUUCCGGAGCUUGAGGUUGUUUGUGAUUCCGAGAACACAGCACCGACGGCAGCGCGAAAAGGACUCUCUUUAAUAGCGGAAGGACGACGUUCUUGUGGUCCUGUCCGGCGCGACGAAGUAGCCGCAGGGUUAGAUGUUGACAAUGCACCAGUAGGAAAUGGAGUGGAGGCUUUGUCUGAAGGAGAUGAUAGUACAGCAAACCUGUCUUCUAGCACGAUGACUGGAGCUAGACCGCUAGUACAGGCGGAGCAAAAUAAAGCGUGGCAAGAAAACCAAGAACAGCAACUGUUCCUUGCUGCCGCUAGGCACAGCGAGAUUUGGACGCAAGAACUUGCAACGAAGGUGAUGGAAAAGGCAAUCGAAGUGCACGAGCGCCAGGCCGGCGCACGAGGACGGCGAGUGGUGGCGAAUAAAGAAAGCAAAAACUACAAUCUUCUGUCCUCCCACACACGGGGGCCGUCGAUGUUGCAACUACGAACCGUCUUGCGGCACAUGCUGGAAUCGAACCCGCCACCCUAUUGUAUGGCGGUCAGGCGAAAGGCUGGUGGGGGUCCUGGGAAUAAUAGCGGAAUACCAGCAGAACGAGAGCGGCGCCACGUAUUGACCCUGUCUGACGACCUGCACCCGUCCACGACCGGAAAUUGGUGGACUUGCUACGUGAUAUGGUUGCAGGAGUUAAAAUCCGUCUUGCAAAAACACUUCCCGGAACAGGCAGACUUGUUCGAAAGUCACAGGUACAGCGAGGAGGGAGCGGCGUUCGCACGGAGAUUAGUGGGGCCGUUGGUGAGGGACGCAGCGGUGUCUGGGUGUAGUAGAGAAGACAGACAGAAGGAACAAUAGACGCAGAGGAAGUUGUGGACUUUCAAGAACAAUAGUAGGCACUUUUCAUCUUCUUGUUCUUCUUCCUCUCGAAGCGACCACCAGUGUUUGAAUUCGAAUUUAUCGGCUUGCUUUUCUGCAUGGUGAUGCACUAGCGUCUUUACGCCUCCGCUCCUUGGAGGACUCCCAUACAAAUCAUGACGUCCUCGGCUCAGCUUUGUAUACAACUUGGGAUCAACUUCAAUUUUUGGUCUUGCACAUUGUGCUGCAG
Amoebophrya sp. A120 is the source of this 4383-nucleotide messenger RNA. Lineage: Eukaryota; Dinophyceae; Syndiniales; Amoebophryaceae. The record is from the annotation of a GenBank genome assembly.